This is a messenger RNA of Staurois parvus, 304 nucleotides long. NCBI's taxonomy places the organism in Eukaryota, Metazoa, Chordata, Amphibia, Anura, Ranidae. The record is from the annotation of a GenBank genome assembly.
UCAGUGUGCCCCCUUACAUUAGGUGUGCCCAUCAGAGUGCCCCUUUACAUCAGGUAUCCCCAUCACAUUGUCACCUUACAUCAGGUAUUCCCAUCAGAGUGCCCCCUUACACUCAAAGUACCCCUUUCUAUCAUAUUUCCCCAUCAGAGUGCCCCUUUAAAUCAUAUUCCCCAUCAGAGUGCCCCUUUUUAUGACAUGUGCCCAUCAGAGGGCCUCUUUACACAGUUUGUGCCCCCUUAACAUAAAAUGUGCACAUCAGAGUGCCCCUUAACAUAAAAUGUGCUCAUCAGAGUGCACCUUAACA